Molecule: messenger RNA, 1731 nt
Organism: Rodentolepis nana
Lineage: Eukaryota; Metazoa; Platyhelminthes; Cestoda; Cyclophyllidea; Hymenolepididae
Source: the annotation of a GenBank genome assembly
AUGAAAAUAAAAUUGAUUCUGAAUUACUUCAUCAUCAUUUGCAUAAGUACAGGAAAAUGUUCAACAGAAGAGUCCCAAAGAGCUCAAUUUACGGUUUGGGUACCCAGAGGUCGCCUAAUUCAACUUCCUUGCAAUGUGGAUAGUAAAAAAUAUGCUGAACUCAAUGGACAUCCUUUUGAAACUAACAUAACGGAUUUAUUGAAACCAAAAAUUCUAAAAAAUCCCGAUUUCAGAAUGACUACAAUAUGGUAUAGUACGGUUGGAAACGUUAUUCAUAUUGGAGAAUUUAUCCCACUACAUCUCCAUUUAUUGGUUCCUGGUGAAAUUGAUUACUCUGAUCCCCGAAAUUCAGAGAAAACCUCUUCACACUCAGGGGUCUCAAAAACAAAUGCACCCAGGUUUAAUAAUAUCUUAAACAUGCUUAAUCAGCAAACAAUGUCAACGAUAACAUGUAAGACAUUCAAAUCACAGGUAGCAGGUUUCUUCGUUACUGCUAAUCUACCAAAGCCUCGACCACUUUCUAUGAAUGAGGAGUUGAUUUAUAACCAGUUCUCUUUGGUUUAUUAUAUUCAACCUGUCAUUAUUUGGACUUAUGUUAUUCCAAAAGGAAAUUCAACCAUAUCAGAAAUUUGGAAGAAAGAAACCUACGCUUUCUGCAAAAACCUUCGAAGUAUUAGUGAAUAUCAGUUAUCACCUUGCUUAAGUGUAUCAAUAAACCAAGUUCCUAUUGAGUACUCAGCAGCCAGCCAGACAAAUCUAACUGUUAUAAUAAGACUCAGUAAUAAUGCUUUGAAUCUACUCUCAAAUCCAGGCAAAAUAAGAACCACUAGCCCAAUUACACUCCCCUUUCUCCAUGCAGUAACUAAAAGUGAAUUGGAUUUUCGCCUCCUAAGGACACUUUACAUUAAUGGCUCCUUUGCAUUGAUCCAUUCUAGUGUUGAAGUUAUCUGUCCAACUGGAACUCAGAUUAAACGUCCCCCGUUUCAGUUGCCGUUUCUAACAACAGAUGAUUAUGUUAUUAAAAAUGGAAGCUCCAAGUCCAUUUUAGAGCAAGAAAGCGCUUAUCAAUUGCUCAACUUGCCACUAACUUGCAAAGCAUGUCCACUAGGUUAUGUACCGAAAUCUCCUUAUGGUUAUGGAGAGUGUCAACCCUGCCCAAGGGGAUAUUUUCGAGGGGAAACGGGCUGGCCAUCCCCUGCUGGAUGUCUAGCCUGCCCUGACGGUUAUACAACCCUUCUAGAAGGUUCAACUUCCCUUAAAGACUGUGUUAUUGAUGGAGGGCUAUUUGCUCGAGUAAUUGUGAAUACUGCAGCUUGGAUAUACCAAAACUGUAUGGAGUUAAUUAUAGCUUCUUACGAGACCUCAAAGACGUAUAAAAGGCGCUCAAGUAUCCAUAUUACCACAGAGGAAGAAAACGAAGAAAAUACCGAGGCGAUGUUCUGGUUUAAUCGAGUUCAUCCAGGAGCUCUGAUAUUUGCAGUUUUAUACUUCCUAGUGAUAAUAUUCUGUUGGAGUUUGUGUUGUUACCGAAUUUGUCUAAUAUUUCGUUACAAACAGAUGCAUUCAAGGCAACGGCACCUGCUAAGGAAGAGUAUUGUCAUUGGGCAGUUGAAUGCACUGGAUGAUGUGAAGGACUUUUUGAGACAGGACUUUUCGCGAGAGGAAGCUAAAUUACCAGCUGGAGCGGGUGAUGCUGGAGGGAAAGCUGAAAAUGUUGUUAAUGCAAAAUAA